This is a messenger RNA of Teleopsis dalmanni, 2340 nucleotides long. RefSeq names its product protein bric-a-brac 2-like. Gene Ontology annotation, cellular component: nucleus. Gene Ontology annotation, biological process: regulation of transcription by RNA polymerase II. Lineage: Eukaryota; Metazoa; Arthropoda; Insecta; Diptera; Diopsidae. Bases 1 to 1476 code for a protein of 491 amino acids. The transcript has 4 exons. Gene Ontology annotation, molecular function: DNA binding. The record is from RefSeq and is a predicted model, not a curated record.
AUGAGAGCGCAUAUUGUGAACGCUAGCGACGAUGACGUUGGCUGUGACGAUGACGAAGUCAACGACUACACGAGCAAUGAUGCAAAAUUGAUUGAAGGUGGUCACCCUUGGAUGGGCGGCGGUGCCUCUACUUCAUCUGUGGCCGACAGUUAUCAAUACCAGUUACAAUCCAUGUGGCAAAAAUGUUGGAAUACUAAUCAGCAAAACCUUGUACAACAAUUAAGAUUUCGUGAGCGCGGACCAUUGAAGUCUUGGCGUCCGGAAGCUAUGGCCGAAGCUAUUUUUAGCGUUUUGAAAGAAGGUUUAUCACUAUCACAGGCAGCACGUAAAUAUGACAUACCGUAUCCGACAUUCGUUUUAUAUGCAAAUCGUGUACAUAAUAUGCUGGGACCGUCUCUGGAUGGUGGCACUGAUCCUCGUCCCAAGGCACGUGGUCGUCCGCAACGUAUUCUACUUGGCAUGUGGCCGGAGGAGUUGAUACGUUCGGUUAUUAAAGCAGUUGUGUUCCGUGAUUACCGCGAAAUCAAAGAUGAAAUGAGUCAUCCUUAUGCAAAUGGACAAGGACAUGUGUCUCCAUAUGGCACACCUGUCAAUCCGGGCGCCAAUGGUUAUCAUAAUGCUGCUAAAUUUGCAGCACAAAAUGCCGCUUUAGCACCUCCGGAUUCAGCUAGUCCACUUUCAACAAUGACCGAAACCUUACGUCGUCAGAUAAUGUCCCAACAGCAACAGUCACCAAUCUCGCAAACAAUGAACAUGUAUAAGUCUCCAGCAUAUUUACAACGCUCUGAAAUCGAAGAUCAAGUAACUGCUGUCGCUGCUGCUGCCAAACAUCAAGCUGAACGUCGCGGUUCCGAAAAUAUGCCCGACCUAAGUGCUUUAGGUCUAAUGGGUAUACCAGGACUAAAUGUAAUGCCAACACAAGGACAACGCAGCAGUCAAAUGCACUCCAGUUCAUUUGGACGUGAAAGAGAGCGCGAAAGAGAGCGUGAUAGAGAACGUGAAAGAGAACGUGAUCGUGAACGCGAACGCGAAAGAGAAAGAGACAUUGAUAGGGAACGUGAAAGAGAUCGCGAGUUAAAAGAGGCCAUGCAAGCACGUCAAUAUGGCAAUCAAUCACGUAGCUCUUCAGCGGGCAGCACACAGAAACAAUCAUUGGGCCCUAACAACAAUACGAUAAGUGGCGGUGGUUCAAACUUCCAACAUAUGAGAAACAAAGAACAUCCUAGUUAUGCAUAUAAUAAACGACUCCUGGAAAGUUUACCACCGGGCAUAGAUUUCGAAUCAAUAGCAAACAACCUGCUGCAGAAAUCAGUCAAUAAAAGUCCAAGAUUUGAAGAUUUUUUUCCCGGUCAGGAUAUGAGUGAGCUCUUUUCAAAUCCAGAAAUGGCAGCUGGUGGUUCCUACUCCUCAAUGCGAGACACACAAUUGAUGAAAAUAAAACUGGAACAGGCAGCUGAGGUGCCGCAUGAAGAUUAAAUCGGGUGCGGCUUGGGUAGUAAGCCUUCUCUAAGCUAUGCAAUAGGUAGAAAGUAUGUUUAAUGAUAUAACGAUUCUUUAAGAAACAUUUUGACUGCUAUUUAUCCCCAACGUUUGUAGUUUUAAGCAUGUUAGUCACGUAGGUCUUUAGGUUAAAGCAAUUCAUAUAUAUUACAGAAAUAUUGUAUUUUAAGUGCGUAUAAGUAAUUCUUAUAAAGUGAGCAUUUUAGUUUUAGUUUUUUUUUAGUUUUCAUAAUUGAUAUCCUUUAUAUUAUCCAUAACAGAACAUUCAGUAUAAGAGUUGAUACUUUCCUUUCUAAUGAUAAGAUCUCGUUUAAUUUAUUCUUUAACAGUAGCAGUAAAAGCUUAAAUGCCCAUGAGGGCGUUCAGUUGUAGCGAACACACAUUUAUAUGGAGAAUAAAACAAGCAUAUAUGUAUACAAUAAGAUAUUAAUAUAUAAAACUGUAAUUAUAUAUAAUAUAGAUAUAAUUAAUAAUAGACUUUCGCAUUUCAAUUUGUAGUGUAAGCCUCUAAUAUUGACGUCAUAAAACCCUAGUAAUACAUUCACGUAUCUUUCACAGCGUACUAUACUAUACUAUAUGUGCAUCAUAUGUGUAUCACUUGUGUGUAUGCAGCAUUCACAUUAUCACUAGAAUACUUCAUUAAUUUUAAAAGUUCUAUUGCAAAAAAUAUUCAAAUAUCCUUAUAAAGCCGACAAAAGUUUGCGAGUCCUUUGGUGACUGACUCACAAAAUUAUAAUUGUAAAUAAUGUACAAAUUUGUUUUAGCUGUAAGCUUAAGUACAUUAGUAUUGUGUAAGUGUUUAGUGUAAUCCUUGAGAUAUAUAUAUUAGUAUGUAUCUGA